ACAUUUGCCAUGAAGAUCCUGAAGAAGCGCCACAUUGUCGACACGAGGCAGCAGGAGCACAUCCGCUCUGAGAAACACAUCAUGACCGAGGCGCACUCUGACUUCAUCGUCAGGUUGUACCGGACGUUUAAAGACAGUAAAUAUCUGUACAUGCUGAUGGAAGUCUGUCUGGGAGGAGAACUGUGGACCAUCCUGAGGGACCGAGGUUCCUUUGAGGAUUCGACCACCAGGUUCUACACAGCCUGUGUCGUUGAGGCAUUCGCCUAUCUGCACGCCAAAGGUGUCAUAUACAGAGACCUGAAACCUGAAAACCUCAUCCUUGACAGCAGGGGAUAUGCGAAACUGGUUGACUUUGGGUUUGCCAAGAAAAUCGGUUUCUGUAAGAAGACAUGGACAUUCUGUGGAACACCGGAGUAUGUAGCUCCAGAAAUCAUCCUCAACAAAGGUCACGACAUCUCAGCAGACUACUGGUCCCUGGGCGUCCUGAUGUAUGAACUGCUAACGGGCAGUCCACCAUUCUCAGGUCCAGAUCCCAUGAAGACGUACAACAUCAUCCUGAGGGGCAUUGACAUGAUUGAGUUCCCCAAAAAGAUCACUAAGAACGCUGCCCAUCUUAUCAAGAAGCUAUGCAGAGACAGUCCCUCGGAGAGACUCGGAAACCUGAAAAAUGGAGUUAAAGACAUCCAGAAACACAAGUGGUUUGAGGGGUUUAACUGGGAGGGUCUGAAGAAAGGAACGCUGACCUCCGCCCAUCAUACCUAACGUUUCUUCUCCAGUUGACACCAGUAACUUUGACAGUUUUCCUGAAGACACAGACGACCCACCGCCAGACGACAACUCUGGCUGGGACUACGACUUUUAGUCAGACGUCCUCCAGGGGCCAACGAGGUCCUCGGUGUGGUG
This is a messenger RNA of Thalassophryne amazonica, 903 nucleotides long. Its product is annotated as cGMP-dependent protein kinase 1-like. The record is from RefSeq and is a predicted model, not a curated record. The transcript is spliced from 8 exons. Gene Ontology annotation, molecular function: ATP binding; cGMP-dependent protein kinase activity. Gene Ontology annotation, biological process: protein phosphorylation. The coding region runs from base 10 to 762 and encodes 250 amino acids. Lineage: Eukaryota; Metazoa; Chordata; Actinopteri; Batrachoidiformes; Batrachoididae.